GCACAUCCCCGCCGCCCUGCACACCGGCCUGGGCGCCCGGCCCCGCCUCCGCCGCCGCCGCCGCCAUUCCUGCGCCCGCGCCGCCGCCCCGCCGGGACCCACCGCGCCAGGGCUACGCUUUCUGAAGACUUCCUCCUAGACGACUGGCAAGUUCCGAGACCCCCAGGAUACAGAUUUCUCCGGAAGGUCAGGACGAAGCCCACUGUUCAAGAACAGGAGGCCCCUGACGUUGGCAGAGGCGAGAGCCACCGGACCCCCCAAGCGUACUGAGAAAUGUGGGUCCUCGGGGGUCACGGUGCCCGUCGGCUCCAGGCCGUGCGGCGGGUCAGGGCCCUGGGGCUCUGAGUGACCCACCGGACACGCGCAGCGGCCUCGCUGCCCACAGGCACUCGCUGCUGAAGCCCUGCGCGGCCCCUGCCCAGGAGGAUGUGCGCCCGCACGGGGGGGCCGCUCACCGCCCUCGCCAUGGUGUUCGGGGCAGCCGUGGCAUUUGCACCCAUGCCUAGGAUCACCUGGGAGCACGCAGAGGUGCAGCUGGCGCAGUUUCACCAGCCCGGCAUCUUCAACUACUCGGCCCUGCUGCUGAGCGAGGACGAGGACACCCUGUACGUGGGCGCCCGGGAGGCCGUGUUUGCUGUGAGCGCACGCAACGUCUCCCAGAAGCGGCACGAGGCCUACUGGAAGGUCUCAGAAGAUAAACAAGCCAAGUGCGCAGAAAAGGGAAAGUCAAAACAGACCGAGUGUCUCAACUACAUCCGAGUGCUCCAGCCGCUUGGCACCGCUGCCCUGUACGUGUGCGGGACCAAUGCCUUCCAGCCGGCCUGUGACCACCUGGACCUGGCGUCUUUUCAGUUUCUGGGGAGAAACGAAGACGGCAAAGGAAGAUGUCCCUUUGACCCGGCACAGAGCUACACGUCUGUGAUGGUCGACGGAGAGCUUUACUCUGGGACGUCAUACAACUUUUUGGGAAGCGAGCCCAUCAUCUCCCGGAAUUCCUCCCUCAGUCCUCUGAGAACGGAGUACGCGAUACCUUGGCUCAACGAGCCCAGCUUUGUCCAUGCCGAUGUGAUUCGAGCGAGCCCGGAAGGCGCCGAGGGCGGGGAUGACAGGGUCUACUUCUUCUUCACGGAGGUGUCUGUGGAGUACGAGUUUGUCUCCAAGUUGAUGAUCCCCAGGGUCGCGCGGGUGUGCAAGGGGGACCAGGGCGGCCUGAGGACCUUACAGAAGAAGUGGACCACCUUCCUGAAGGCCAGGCUGCUCUGCUCCAGGCCGGACGGCAGCCUCUUCUUCAACGUGCUGCGCGCCGUCUUCGUCCUCAGGGCCCCGGACCUGAAGGAGCCCGUGUUCUACGGGGUCUUCACCCCGCAGCUGAACAACAUGGGGCUGUCGGCCGUGUGCGCCUACAACCUGUCCACGGCCGAGGCGGUCUUCUCCCGCGGGAAGUACAUGCAGAGCGCCACCGUGGAGCAGUCCCACACCAAGUGGGUGCGCUACAGCGGGCCAGUGCCCUCGCCCAGGCCCGGGGCGUGCAUCGACCGCGAGGCGCGGGCCGCCAACUUCUCCAGCUCUCUCAGUCUGCCCGACAAGACGCUGCAGUUCGUCAAAGACCACCCUCUGAUGGACGACUCUGUGACCCCGACAGGCAACCGGCCCCGGCUGGUCAAAAGUGGUGUGAACUACACCCAGAUUGUGGUGGACAGGACCCAGGCCCUGGACGGGACUGUGUACGAUGUCAUGUUUGUCAGCACAGACCGGGGCGCCCUGCACAAGGCCAUCAGCCUGGAGAGCGAUGUCCACAUCAUCGAGGAGACGCAGCUCUUCCAGGACCUGGAGCCAGUUCAGACCCUGCUGCUGUCCUCCCAGAAGGGAAGAAGGUUCAUCUAUGCCGGUUCCAACUCGGGCGUGGUCCAGGCCCCAGUGGCCUUCUGUGGGAAGCACAGCACCUGUGAGGACUGCGUGUUGGCCCGGGACCCCUACUGCGCCUGGAGCCCGGCCACGGCGGCCUGCGUGGCCCUGCACCAGACCGAGAGCCCCCGCAGGGGUCUGAUCCAGGACAUGAGCGGGGAAGUGUCCGCUUGCCCCGCCUCAUCUCCUAUGCCCUCCCCUCCUCCGGGGUCCUCCUCCCUGUCCUGUCUGGGCCCCGACUCGUCCUCCUCUCCCCGAAGCCCCUGGCUGGCCCCGGGCUCUGGGCCUGACGGCCGCCUGCGGGCCACCUUGCUGCCGCCCUUCCUCAGCGACCAGGCCCAGCACGUGCCUGCCCUGGGGACCUUCCACCUCUUCUGCCAGGCCACAGUACAGCUGACUUGCUACCCGUCGCCAUGUGGAGAGCAGAAAAGACCUUCCCGAUGCUGCUCCUCGUGGCGGCCGAGAGACUCAGGAAAAGGACCUUGCAGUGAGGAGCUGGCCGACCAGAGCCUAUGUCCCCACAUAAACAGCUCAGAAAGUGUCUGGAGAGGCAGGGCACACAGUGGGAAUAACGCGUUACAGAGGACCAGAGAGGCAGGGCUUCCUCCACACACCCCGCGGUCCCACUGCCAGCCCUGGCCACACGCUGUGCCAUCUGACUCAUUACUGCACUUCUGUUUGCUCAUUAGGCCACUUACCUCUCAGAGAUACAGUACCUGGCAUGACUGAAUUCAACUAACAGUACUUUCAAAGCCAACAUCACACACUACCUGCCUGACAAGCUCAAACCAGUGACACUGCAAUCCUGCCAUUUCCUCUGUGACAAGCAUGCCAGCAGAGACAGGGCAGGGUCUGGAGGCGCCGGUCUCUGAGGGUCUGAGACCUCAGCAGCUGCUACUUCCAGCGCCAGGAGGUCUGGGCAUAACAAGCCUCUCCCUGCUCAGCCCCCACCUUCCAUUCCAAGGCUGAAAGGCACAGGUCAAGACAAAGGAAGAACUAAUAAGAAAGAGACCAAGGAUAAACCAAAUGACCAGAGUCUCCAGGGAAAUUAAAUAAUCACUCUUUAUUGAAAAUAAAUAAGCCCUCUUACUUACAGGAAAAUAGGAAAGUAAACUUUUUGCCUCCUGGCCUCUGAGACAGAAACCACAUUCAGAACAUGUUCAUUUACAAAAGAAAGAUUUGUAGAUUAUCAAAACUGAAAUUUAGGAAUUUCAAUAUACAUUGUUUCUCUGAAAAAUAACAACUAAAAUUAGAAAUAAUUCAUGUCAAAGGUCACAGGUUAAAAAACCGAUUUUUCUUGAGGCUCAUUUUAGCAAACCCUCCAGGUCUCCCCAGAUCUUCCCACUGAAAGGCCACAUCCCGAGAAGGACCCUCCCUGCCUCCUGCUCUGACGCGGGCUCCCCGCAGGGGCAGGGCUGGGCCCUCACCGUGCCUGGGAGGACAGCAGCCACACUGCUCCCGUUUCCACAGACGAAUGACCUGGCUUAGCAAUCCGCUCUGGAGCAGCAGAGGGCUCGGCACCUUCCCCAGGGUCUUCCGGAUUCACAGUACUCAGAGGGCUUCCAGAAAGGCUCCGUCAGCAAGCCCAAUGCCCGCCACAGGACCUGCAGCCUUGGUGCCACAAAGGCCGCUUCCCACGCCCUCUACGCUGCCAACGUCCCAAUUAAACAGCGUUACAAAUACAUUAGGCCAGUGAAAAGCUAAGAAGAGGGCCACAAAGUUGUUCAAACCUCCCCUCCUUACCCCAAAUACAAACACACAAAAGAACCCUUCUUAUAAAUUCAAGUUCAUCAUCUGAGAGGUUGAAGCCUCUAGUGAUUCUUCUAGCUCCAGGGCACACUGACUGUACGCUUCCAGAUGUUUUCUCCAGAUUUCAACUGGAAGAAGAGAGUGGCACAGCUGAAGAACAGCAGGGACAGUCGGGAAAGUCUCUACUAGAGAGCAUGCUGCUCAGCGGCUCAGUCCCCUGCACAGGCCAGCAUGGGCUCAACCCCAUCUCCCACGCACCCCCCGCCCCGAGUGAGCAGCAUCAGUCAGCCUGGGUGCUGGCUGACCUUGACCACCUCCUGCCGAGGGUACAGCUAUCCUUGCAGCCACCUUGUCCAGGGGCUGUCUGACCAGAGGUCUGUUUGAGACACUCAUUGACAAGUCCUUGCAAAUUCGGGUCUGAGAACACCUCUCAGACAAUGGCCAGACUUAACCGGGCCUUCCUCAGCCAGGGCCCAGCACCGGGACUUUUGAAUCAAAGUCCAGGAAGACUUGAAGGACACUUGGCCCAGACUCGGACCCUCCCCAGCACUCACUGUAGUGUGGCUCUUCUGUUGUGGGAGAAGCUGGGGGGCCGCCUUCUGCGGAGCUGCUGGGACCCUGUGCAGGCUCCUGGCGCGUGGUCUCGAGCAUCGUCUUGUACGCCUCCCGCGCCGCCAUCGUCAGCUCAACCAUCUUGUGGAACUGGUCCUUGGACAGAGUGAGGGCACAGAUGAUGCCCGACCACAGAAAAAAUGGGUCUCCUGCAAACCCUCCGCAGAGAAGGGUGCCACCCGCCGAGGGUGCCACCCCGAGAGAACAGGGCGCCUGAGGCACCUGCGUGGCAGCAGUGAGCCCAGAGCAGAACUUGGAAUCACACUUCCGUCCGUGCUCUUAAGGAAACAUGCCACUGAGGCUGAGGGGCCGCUGGGCUCUGUCUGGGAGCACGCCGUGUCCGCCUCCCCCCAGGCGCAGCCUGCUCCCGCUCACCUGGGCCCCAUCGUAGCUGAAGAUGCCCACCACACUGACAGGAACAGCUUUGUUCAAACUGCGCCCCAGAGCCUUGCGGUUGAGAGCGAACACAAAGGGAAUGUUCUGUUCACAGGCGUAAGCGAUGAUGGUGUGCAGGGUGUCGUCCAAUCCACCUGUCCGAGGGAGGGCCCGGGAAUGACAGGAGAGGCGUCACAUGGGCUGGAGGGGACACUGGUCACAAGGGCUUUUGACACACACAGCAACACGGCCAGCUCCCUCUGACUCGCCAGCCACAGGGAAGAAAUCUCUCUCCAAAGACCACUCCUUCGUGGAAUGGAUGGGUCUAUGCUGAGCCAACAGCUGCGUGACACCUAACAGUCUUGGCAAACAUCACUGAGCACUGAGCACGGCUGGGCCACCGCUCUACCUGCCUCCCCUGUGGGAGCUGCCGCAUCCUCACAAACACACAAGAGGGGAGGCUACGCCCCGCGCCGAGGGGAGCCAGCAGCAGAGAGGCCCCUGGCACCCAUCCCACAUCACCUCCCCCCAGCCUGAGCACACACGGGCCUGGCUCCCAGCGAGGCGCCAGCCAGGCCGCUGCACAGGCCGCGCGGGGAGAGGCAGCGCGAGCUUCAGCGGAAGGUGAGGAGCUCCGUGCGGGGUGUGCCUGCCAAGCCGGAAACCGGCAGCGGUUACCACCACCAGAGCAUUACACACGGAGCCAGCCGGGACGCACAGUGGAGAAACGGCUCCACUCCGACAGCAGCCAAAGGUGAGCACAGGCAGGAACCGACGCAUCGGCAGACCCACAGAGCAACCUCCACCGGCUAAAAACACCACAGAAAACUUUAAGCGAGACAUCUCUGCUCCCGGGCAGGGGGAUCCAAAAUUACACAUGUCCACUCCACCAGGUGUACCGGUUAAUAAUGCGGGUUUUGUGAUCAAAGAAAACACGAUAAUUUCAAGAGAAACAUCUAAAGUGCAUUAUUCAAAGUACAGUAGUUGUGUUACGUCGGACUCAACAUACGUCGUUUCGUGGUUAUGUCACCAUCUCCCAUUUAUUUAUAAAAAAGUUCUGUCAUUUCGACGUA
This is a messenger RNA of Myotis myotis, 5714 nucleotides long. RefSeq names its product semaphorin 4D (gene SEMA4D). The coding region runs from base 427 to 2634 and encodes 735 amino acids. Gene Ontology annotation, molecular function: semaphorin receptor binding; chemorepellent activity. The transcript is spliced from 17 exons. NCBI's taxonomy places the organism in Eukaryota, Metazoa, Chordata, Mammalia, Chiroptera, Vespertilionidae. Gene Ontology annotation, biological process: positive regulation of GTPase activity; negative chemotaxis; semaphorin-plexin signaling pathway. The record is from RefSeq and is a predicted model, not a curated record.